This is a messenger RNA of Kockovaella imperatae, 3261 nucleotides long. Its product is annotated as leucyl aminopeptidase. The transcript has 9 exons. The coding region runs from base 365 to 3178 and encodes 937 amino acids. NCBI's taxonomy places the organism in Eukaryota, Fungi, Basidiomycota, Tremellomycetes, Tremellales, Cuniculitremaceae. Gene Ontology annotation, molecular function: peptide binding; metalloaminopeptidase activity; zinc ion binding. Gene Ontology annotation, cellular component: cytoplasm. The record is from RefSeq and is a predicted model, not a curated record. Gene Ontology annotation, biological process: proteolysis; peptide catabolic process.
GUUGUCGCCCGCUCCCUCCUCUCGCCAAACAGUUUCGAUCUUAUGAUCCAUCGCAUAACGCUCAGAACACAGAGCCUAUACAAGUCAUCCAGAUCAUUCAUCACUGCUGCGAGGAGUCACAGACAGUCUUCAAGUCUAGUCUUGUCAAAUAGGGUGAGCUCCAACGCAUCCAAUCAACCGCGGUGCCAGCGCUUAUUGCUAUCGGAAUCGUCCAUCUCGGGUUUGUUCUCCUUCUUUCCCCCCCUCCCCCCACUUUCAGUCUGCUGUCCAGAGCGUUGAACAACAAGCUUCCAACCGAGCUCUACGUCGAGGUCUACACUCUACACCUAGAUAUCUUGCUUGCGCUUGCCACAUCUCAUCCAACAUGUCUUCCGGAGGCGCUACCAACGUCCCGGGCAACGCGGACACCAACCCGGAGUACCGUUUGCCCACUGACGUUUAUCCCGAGCACUACGAGCUCGUCGUCAAGACUGACCUCGCUGCAAACCCUCCUUCCUACAGCGGAGAGUUGAUCGUCACGCUCGAUGUCAAGAAGGACACCUCUUCCCUCGUCUUCAACAUGUCCAAGAGCCUUAACAUCACUCACACCGCCAUCACGACCUCUGAUUUGAAGUCGAGCUCUUCUGUCGUCCUUUCCGAGUCAGACCUCACCUAUAACGAGAAGAAUGACCGAGGAACUCUCAACCUCUCCAGCCUUCCCGGUGGAGGCCUCAAAGCUGGACAAAAGGAUGUCAAGGUUUGGUUCAGAUUUGACUCGGUGCUUGCUGGGAACAUGGUCGGAUACUACCUCAGUGAAGGCGACAAGGAUGAGAAGACCGGAGAAAAGCCAAAGUACGCCUUGACCCAGUUCGAGCCCACCGCCGCUAGGAAAGCCUUUCCCUGCUGGGACGAGCCCCUCCUCAAGUCCAAGUACACCAUCUCCAUGAUUGCUCGUGAACACGAGACGGUUCUCAGCAACAUGCCCGAGGUUGAGUCAAAGGCUUGGCAACCCGCUCGCAACGCCAACGUCGAAUCGGCACUCUCAUCCUCCUACCAGAUUGGAUCCCUUCUCGACGCAUCCUCGAAGCAAUCCGAGGGUAAGACUGAGCAAGGAGCCGGUGGCGAAUGGAAAGUCACCAAGUUCGAGACCACUCCCCUCAUCAGUUCCUACCUCGUCGCCUACGCCUGUGGUGUCUUUGCCUCGCUCUCCAGCGAGCAUCACAGCAAGAAGACCGGAAAGACGGUACCUCUUCGAAUCUUUGCUACUCCCAACCUUAUCAAGCAAGCUCAAUUCGGUCUUGACGUCAAGAAGUGGGCUCUGCCAGUCUACGAAGAGAUCUUUGACAUUCCUUACGCUCUUCCCAAAUUGGACACUCUCGUUGCCCACGACUUUGACGCCGGUGCCAUGGAGAACUGGGGCUUGAUUACUGGACGAACCACUGCUUACCUUAUCGACCCUGAAAAGAGUAGUUUGGCCGCCCGAAAACGUGUCGCCGACGUUCAAUGCCACGAAUUGGCUCACAUGUGGUUCGGUGACAUUGUCACCAUGAAAUGGUGGGACAACCUCUGGCUCAACGAAGCCUUUGCCACCAUCAUGGGAGAGCUCGUCAUCCCUGACCGAAUCUGGCCCGAAUGGAAGCCUCGUCAGAGCUUCCUUGACACGCACUUGACCCGAGCUUUGAAUCUUGACUCCCAGCGAUCCAGUCACGCCAUCGAGGUCGACUGCCCCGAUGCCGGCAAGAUCAACCAGAUCUUCGAUGCCAUCAGUUACUCCAAGGGAGCUUCCGUCCUUCGGAUGUUGUCUGGUGUUGUCGGCGAGGACAAAUUCCUCAAGGGAGUCUCCAUUUACCUAAAGAAGCAUCUCUAUUCCAACGCCACCACCAAGGAUCUCUGGGAUGGUAUCUCCGAGUCGUCUGGACUCGACGUUGCCAAGAUCAUGGCCAACUGGACCCUCAAGGUCGGCUUCCCCAUCAUCAAUGUCGAGGAACAGGGCGAUGGCAAGCUCAAGCUGACUCAAAACCGAUUCCUCUCCACCGGCGAUGCCAAGCCUGAGGAGGAUGAGACUCUUUGGUGGGUCCCACUCGAAGUCAAGACCCUCUCCGGAGGCAAGUCCAGCGUCGACCACAAGGCGAUCAUGCACGAGCGAUCUACGACAUAUGACGUUGGAUCCGCCGAGGAUUUCAAGCUCAACGCCGACACCAUCGGAGUCUACCGAGUCAACUAUUCUCCAGAGAGACUUGCCAAGCUUGGAAAGCAGGCCAAAUCUUUCACUGUUGAGGACCGAGUCGGUCUCGUUUCGGACGCGGCGACCCUUGCUCGAGCUGGUUACGGCAAGACCAGUGGAUCUCUCUCGCUCAUUUCAGAGAUUGCUCCUUCUGAGAACGAAUUCCUCGUUUGGUCUCAAAUCAGCGGUGCUCUCGCCAAACUCGGUCAGGUGUGGUGGGAACAGCCUGAGAACGUUCGAAAUGCCAUCAUGAAACUUCGAGCCGAUGUGUUCCGACCCAUGGUCCAGAAGUUGGGCUACGACAACAAGGAAGGAGACGCUCCCGAUGUCAAGGAACUUCGAGCCUGCGUCAUCAAUGCUGCUGCCGCUGCCGAGGAGGAAGAAGUCGUCAAGGAGCUUCGAAGCCGAUUCGAUCACUUCAUGAAGACCGGAGAUGACUCCAGAAUCCCUCCAGACAUUCAACGAAACGUCUUCAGCACUGCCAUUCAGUUCGGAGGAAGCGAAGAAUGGGAGAAGGUCUUGAGCGUCUACCACGACCCUCCUAACCCCAGUACCAAGGUCGACGCGAUGUACUCUCUGUGCACUGCUCGAAAGGACGAGCUGCUCGAGAGGACUUUCAAGCUGUUGGACGAUGGAGAGGUCAAAUUGCAAGAUGUUUACAUCUUUGUGAUUGGCCUUGGAAGCAACGAAUUCGCCAGAAGACGCACCGGUGACUGGUACAAGAAGAACUACGACAAACUCUUCAAAGACUUUGGCGAGACUUACGGAAUGACUUACCUCGUCAAGGGCUCGUUCAGCUACCUGGCGUCCGAGAAGGACUACCAGGAUGUCGAGGCUUUCUUCAAGGACAAGGACACCUCUGCGUUCAACCUUGCCGUUUCUCAAACUUUGGACAGUAUCCAAGCGGCUACUCAGUGGCUCAAGCGGGAUGCCACCGAUGUCGAGGAGUGGCUCAAGUCGAACAAGUACAUGUAAACGGCCGUCGGAGUUUGCUUCGUGGCCGAGUGAAAAGAUUCAAGCAGAGUCAAAUGCAUUAUGUUAUCGUGAUUAGACAAAAC